GAAAAAUGGCGAGUGCCCGGUCCUCUUGCAGGUAGCGAAGCGACUCCGAGCCCUAACCCCAAUAAUUUCCCCAACCCUAACCCUAAUUUCAUUUGAAUGAAUGAAGUAGGGGAGUGAUUGGUUUGGGGUAAUCGGAGGAUUGGGUGUGGGCAAAUGGAAACAGUGGCGGAGGGACUGUGGGGACUGGCAGACAUGCACGAGAAGAAGGGGGAGAUUGGAAAGGCGGUGAAAUGCUUGGAAGCCAUAUGUCAGAGCCAAGUCUCCUUCUUGCCCAUACUCGAAAUCAAAACUCGACUUCGCAUCGCCACUCUUCUCUUGAAGCACUCUCACAACCUCAAUCACGCCAAGUCCCAUCUCGAACGUUCUCAACUUUUGUUGAAGUCUAUUCCCUCCUGCUUUGAAUUGAAGUGCAGAGCGUAUAGCUUACUCAGCCAGUGUUACCAUCUCGUGGGAGCCAUUCCUCCCCAGAAACAGAUAUUAAACAAGGCUCUAGAGCUUACAGCAUCUUCCGGUGAUGGGUUUGCGGUUAAGUUAUGGUUCUGCAACUUCAAUUCACAGCUUGCUAAUGCUUUGAUAAUUGAAGGAGAUUAUCAGAACUCUAUUGCUGCUUUAGAGCGGGGAUUCAACUGCGCAACGGAAAUAUGUUAUAUUGAAUUACAGAUGUUUUUUGCGACUUCUAUCCUGCAUGUGCACCUUAUGCAGUGGGAUGAUGUAAAUUUGGUGGAGAGAGCUGUCAAUAAAUGCAAUGAGGUCUGGGAUUCUAUUGAGCCGGAUAAAAGGCAGCAAUCCCUUGGUUUACUCUUUUACAAUGAACUGCUUCAUAUUUUCUAUCGACUCCGGAUAUGUGACUACAAGAAUGCUGCCCAGCAUGUGGACAAAUUGGAUGCCGCUAUGAAGGCUGAUUUGCAGCAAAUGCAGCAUAUACAGGAGCUGACCAAGGAACUUGAUGCCUUAAAUCAAAGUCUGUCCCGACAUGACUUACAUUACACAGAUAGAUCUGCACUAUCUGAAAAACAAGCUCAGGUUCAAGAGCAAUUGAGACGUGUAACUAGAUUGGGUUCAAGUGGCAAAGAAUCUCUGGAAUCAGCAUAUUUUGGAAAUGUGAAACGGGCAUGGGGAGAUAAGCUUGAUCUGGCACCUCCUCCUAUUGAUGGGGAGUGGCUACCCAAAAGUGCUAUCUAUGCCCUUAUUGAUCUUAUGGUUGUCAUAUUUGGGCGUCCAAAGGGAAAUUUUAAGGAGUGUGGGAAGCGGAUCCAAUCUGGACUUCGUACCAUCCAAGAGGAGCUGAUGAAGCUUGGAAUCAGUGAUAGUGUGAGGGAAGUGGAUUUACAACAUUCUGCUAUCUGGAUGGCUGGUGUGUAUUUAAUGCUUUUAAUGCAGUUCCUUGAGAAUAAAGUAGCUGUGGAGCUCACACGGUCUGAAUUUGUUGAAGCACAAGAGGCUUUGGUGCAGAUGAGAAAUUGGUUCCUUCGCUUUCCAACAAUUUUACAAGCUUGUGAAAGCAUUAUUGAGAUGCUCAGAGGGCAGUAUGCUCAUUCAGUUGGAUGUUUCAGUGAAGCAGCUUUCCAUUUUAUUGAAGCAGCAAAGCUAACAGAGAGCAAAUCAAUGCAAGCUAUGUGCCAAGUUUAUGCAGCUGUUUCUUACAUCUGCAUUGGUGAUGCUGAAUCAUCUUCACAGGCAUUUGAUUUGAUUGGACCAGUUUACAGAAUGAUGGAUUCAUUUGUUGGAGUGCGAGAGAAAACCAGUGUUCUCUUUGCUUAUGGCCUUUUACUGAUGAAACAACACAAUUUACAAGAAGCACGAAUUCGACUGGCCACUGGCUUGCAGAUCACACAUAAUCACCUCGGGAAUCUUCAACUUGUUUCACAGUAUUUGACCAUUCUUGGAAGUUUGGCACUUGCCUUGCAUGACACUGGACAAGCCAGAGAGAUCCUGAGGUCCUCCCUUACAUUAGCUAAGAAGCUCUGUGACAUCCCAACUCAGAUAUGGGUACUGUCAGUUUUGACAGCUUUGUAUCAAGAAUUAGGUGAGAGGGGAAAUGAAAUGGAGAAUUCUGAAUAUCAAAGAAGAAAGGCUGAUGAUCUGCAGAAGAGGCUUGUAGAUGCUCAUUCAUCCAUUCAUCACAUUGAACUAAUUGAAAAGGUCAGACUUGAAGUUCGGCAACUACAUGAACUUGACAUCAAACGUGCAGUUGCAGGCUCAUCCAUGAGGGUUAGUCUUGACAUUCCGGAAUCUGUUGGUUUGUUAACCCCAUCUCCUGCUCCUUCAUCUUCAAGGCUAGUUGAUUUAGAUACUGGAAGGCGUGGAAAGAGAAAAAUUUAGUUGACAGUUGUAGAGUCUCCCUCUUUUUUUCUUCUUUCUUUUCUCAAAAUUAUACAUCAUCACCAAUGUACAACGUGAAAGCUUGGUAGCUGCUAUGACAUAGGAGGGGAUUGCAGGAUAGAAAUUGCAGCAAGCAGCAAGGUGCCGACAUGGUUUUCAUUGUUGGAUCGGAUGCUGGCCAUUUUUGUAUUAUGAUGUUGUUAACCAAUUAUAUCAUCCUUUCCUAGAAGUUUGAUCUUUCUUUUCUCAUCUCAUUCUUUUUUGGUUGGAAAUGUAAGUUUCUAUUGGGUUCAGGAGCUUGACCUCACAAUUGUAUAUAAGCAACACAUUCUUCAAAUCUUUC
This is a messenger RNA of Vitis riparia (riverbank grape), 2665 nucleotides long. RefSeq names its product sister chromatid cohesion protein SCC4. Bases 154 to 2322 code for a protein of 722 amino acids. Gene Ontology annotation, molecular function: double-stranded DNA binding; protein binding. Gene Ontology annotation, cellular component: SMC loading complex; chromatin. Gene Ontology annotation, biological process: mitotic sister chromatid cohesion; maintenance of mitotic sister chromatid cohesion. NCBI's taxonomy places the organism in Eukaryota, Viridiplantae, Streptophyta, Magnoliopsida, Vitales, Vitaceae. The transcript is spliced from 13 exons. The record is from RefSeq and is a predicted model, not a curated record.